UCACCAGGAGCAACUGGAGAUGCAGCGUCUUGCUCAAGGACACUUCGACAUGUAGGCCAGACAAUCUUGGAAGCGAACCGCUAAUCUUCCCGCUACUAGACCACCCGCUCUACCUCCUGGGCCACAGCUGACGGAAAGCUUCGUCAGGACUCUAACUGGGUCUCUCUCCCUCAGUGAGCACAGAGAGGUCUGAGCGUCCAUCACCAUGACAGACCACAAGCGUCUCGCCUUCUCCAUCAUCCAGUUCCUCCAUGACCAGCUCCAGUCGGGGAACCUGUCCUCGGGCGCCCAGGAAAGCCUGGAAGUUGCUGUUCAGUGUUUGGAGACAGCUUUUGAAGUUUCCACUGAAGACCAGAGCCUCGCCGUCCCCGUGACGUUACCAGAGAUCUUCACCUCAGCCACAGCCAUGCAUCCAGCUCAGUCACAGGUCAAAAACAACCCCAGCCCGACCUCCGUCAGUGAGGAACAGAGAGCUGAGGCUGAAAGACUCAAAAGUGAUGGCAAUGACCAGAUGAAGGUGGACAACUUUGCAGCUGCUAUUGAGUUUUACUCCAAGGCCAUCAGUAUCAACCCUCAGAACGCUGUCUAUUACUGCAAUAGGGCUGCAGCAUACAGUAAAAUGGGGAACUACGCUGGGGCGGUGCAGGACUGUGAGAAGGCCAUCAGCAUUGACCCAAACUACAGCAAAGCCUAUGGCAGGAUGGGCUUGGCUCUGGCCAGCCUCAGUAAAUACACAGAAGCAGUGAGUUUUUAUAAGAAAGCUCUGGAGCUCGACCCUGACAACGAUACCUACAAAACCAACCUGAAGAUCGCAGAGGAGAAGAUGGAGACAUCCAGUCCAACAGCGGGGAUGGGUGGAGUGGACCUGGGCAGUUUGCUCAGUAACCCUGGCUUCAUGAACAUGGCGUCGUCUCUGAUGAACAACCCUCAGGCUCAGCAGAUGUUGUCUGGUAUGAUGUCCGGAGCAUACGGUGGAGUGGGGGGAGGAGGGGGAGGAGGUGGUGCAGCCCCCGAGCUCCGCAUAGCUGCUGGACCUGCUGGACCUGCUGGACCUGCUGGACCUGCAGGACCUGCUGGACCUGCUGGACCUGGAGAUCUAUCAGGCUUGAUCCAGGCAGGUCAGCAGUUUGCUCAGCAGAUGCAGCAGCAGAACCCUGAGCUCAUCGAGCAGCUGAGGAGUCAAAUCCGCAACCGAACACCCAGCACUGGAAAUGAGGAGCAGCCGUGACACCUGCACAUGGCUGCACUGGUCUGUGUGUGGAGAGACGCACUAUCCCUUUUUCUUUCUGAUUUGGAUCAUGUUAACUUGAAGGACUGAGAGGAAGGUCUUUUCCCCCGUCACUGAAUAAUUCCUGCAUGAGAGGGAAAG
This is a messenger RNA of Monopterus albus (swamp eel), 1369 nucleotides long. RefSeq names its product small glutamine rich tetratricopeptide repeat co-chaperone alpha (gene sgta). NCBI's taxonomy places the organism in Eukaryota, Metazoa, Chordata, Actinopteri, Synbranchiformes, Synbranchidae. Gene Ontology annotation, molecular function: protein binding; molecular adaptor activity. The record is from RefSeq and is a predicted model, not a curated record. Gene Ontology annotation, biological process: post-translational protein targeting to endoplasmic reticulum membrane. Gene Ontology annotation, cellular component: membrane; TRC complex.